Messenger RNA from Phaeodactylum tricornutum CCAP 1055/1, 1386 nucleotides. RefSeq lists its product with no specific name. The record is from RefSeq and is a predicted model, not a curated record. Gene Ontology annotation, molecular function: protein binding. The coding region runs from base 1 to 1386 and encodes 461 amino acids. The transcript is spliced from 2 exons. Lineage: Eukaryota; Bacillariophyta; Bacillariophyceae; Surirellales; Neidiaceae.
AUGAAGUUCUCUACUUUUGCGCUUGUUGGCCUUGUGCCGCAGCUUUCCUUGGCGACCAACCUCCGUGAAUCGGCCAGUCGCAUCCGUAACUUUGCCGACAAGGAUUCCGUUGGUUCAUUCAAUGGCGAAUACGCCAGAUUUUUUAAAAUGGUUGCUGAAAAUCCAGUGCUGACUCUCGAAGACUUGAUGGAUUCACAGCAGGCGUUGGAAACGGAACUGGAUGUAGAACAGGCGGAAAUCAAGGCAUUCAUGGCGGCAAUUCAACGCUCGGAAAUCAUUGACUUGAGUAUGGAUAUUUCGAAUGCUCCUUCGGAUUCCAAAUCUCCCAGCGCAUCGGACAAUCCUAGUGUGUCGCCUACCGUUUCGUCGAUGCCCACAAUGAAAGUUGGGGAUCCCACUGCUGCACCCAGUAGCUUCCCUUCAGCAAUUCCGACGACAACACCCUCGAACAGCCCGUCCACUACAGCUCCCACGACGGAACCGCCGACAAUGGUCCCCACAUUUGCUGGCUGUGGGAUUUCCGCGGAAUCCCGCGUUCAGGCCAUUCUCUCCAUUCUUGAUGCAGUUGCUGAUCCCGUCUUGAUUCGCGACGGUACCUCAUCCCAAGGACUCGCCACACAGUGGUUGAUUGAAGAUGACGAAUUCCGUAUCUGCCCCGACGAUGACAAGCUUAUCCAGCGCUGGUCGAUGGCGGUCAUGUAUUUCUCCACUGGUGGUCCGGACUGGUUCCAGUGUUCGGGCGACGAGGCCGCCACCGAUAUCUGUGGCGCAGAAGAUCCCUUUGUGGGCAAGCAGCGCUUUUUGAGCGGGGUGUCUGAAUGCGAUUGGGCUGGAAUUUCGUGUAUUACUGGCUGCGUCUCGGAAGUGGAAUUCGAAUCGAACAAUUUGGUGGGUACGAUCCCGACCGAAAUGGGUCUCUUGACCGAUUUGGCUGUUUGGGGGAUGGAACGUGGUGGACUGACUGGUCCUAUUCCCACCGAAAUUGGCAUUCUCACCAAUCUCAUCUUUUUGGACUUGGACUUUAACGCGUUGACGGGCACGUUGAGUUCCGAAUUGCUGAGUUUGAGUACGCUGACCCAGCUGGAUCUCAACAACAACCAAUUUACCGGUUCCAUCAACGGCAUUGGUGUUUAUCCCGCCAUGGAAUUUUUGCAGUUGCACGACAAUGGGUUUACCGGGACCGUCCCGGCGGCGGUGGGUGGCUUUUCGGGCUUGGUGGCCUUUACGCUGUACGAAACGUCUAUUUCCGGAGUCAUGCCCGCGUCCGUGUGUGAGUUGCUCGAGACGGACGUCAAUGGUGGUGUCCUCCGUUCCUUGAUUGCCGACUGCGUCGAACCCAAUCCGAACGUGAUCUGCCCGUGCUGUACCGAGUGCCGUGCGAACUAA